Messenger RNA from Carcharodon carcharias (great white shark), 2538 nucleotides. It is a transcript of the gene dclk1a, whose product is annotated as doublecortin-like kinase 1a. Gene Ontology annotation, molecular function: protein kinase activity; ATP binding. The record is from RefSeq and is a predicted model, not a curated record. Lineage: Eukaryota; Metazoa; Chordata; Chondrichthyes; Lamniformes; Lamnidae. Gene Ontology annotation, biological process: protein phosphorylation. Bases 260 to 1561 code for a protein of 433 amino acids. The transcript is spliced from 13 exons.
UGAUGCAGCCUUAAGAAACCACCUGAACCACCCACUCCUGAAUCACAGACGUCAGUCUUACGCAGAAAAGCAUUUGCUUAUGAUAGCUGCUUCUUACUCAGCUGCCUUUACUAGCAGGUAUUUUGUCUGUGGGUCUGCAUCUCAGUUUUCUUUUUGCUUCAUUUCAUUUUUCCUCUACUUGAAGCUAUAUGCAAUCAGCACAGAGUGUUUGUGAAUUACAUAGGAAGAAAUUUUGUGUGUUUAAAAAAUUUCUCUCAUAAUGAAGUACAUAGAAGUGAAUGGAACUCCUGGUAGCCAGCUUUCUACUCCACGUUCCACCAAGACACCAAGCCCAUCGCCAACCAGCCCAGGCAGCCUACGCAAACAGAAGAGUUCUCAGCAUGGUGGAUCCUCAACAUCUCUGGCAUCAACCAAAGUUUGCAGCUCCAUGGAUGACAAUGAUGGGCCUGGUUGUGAAGAAGUUGUCGAGGAAAUGUUCCAAGUGCCAGCAUCCAUAGCUGAACGUUACAAAGUUGGAAGGACUAUCGGGGAUGGAAAUUUUGCGAUUGUGAAAGAAUGUAUAGAAAGGUCAACUAGUAGAGAAUAUGCUUUGAAAAUUAUUAAUAAAAGCAAGUGUAGAGGCAAAGAGCACAUGAUCCAAAAUGAGGUAUCCAUCUUACGGAGAGUUAAACAUCCAAACAUUGUUCUUUUAAUUGAAGAGAUGGAUACACCAAGUGAACUUUAUCUAGUCAUGGAACUUGUCAAGGGUGGAGACCUUUUUGAUGCAAUUACUUCCACCAACAAAUACACAGAGCGUGAUGCCAGUGGAAUGCUGUACAAUCUGGCCAGUGCUAUCAAAUACCUGCAUAGUCUUAACAUCGUACAUAGGGACAUCAAACCAGAGAAUCUAUUGGUAUAUGAACAUCAGGAUGGAAGUAAAUCUCUGAAACUAGGGGACUUUGGCCUUGCUACAGUGGUUGAUGGGCCUUUGUACACUGUCUGUGGAACCCCUACAUAUGUGGCUCCGGAAAUAAUUGCUGAAACUGGUUAUGGUCUGAAGGUGGACAUCUGGGCUGCUGGUGUGAUUACUUAUAUUCUGCUUUGUGGUUUCCCUCCAUUUCGUGGGCACAGCAAUGACCAGGAUGUCCUGUUUGACCAGAUACUGAUGGGGCAUCAGGAAUUUCCAUCACCAUAUUGGGACAAUAUUUCUGACUCUGCAAAAGAACUUAUCACCAUGAUGCUUCAGGUUGAUAUAGAGCAGCGAUAUUCUGCGCAGCAGUUGUUGGACCACCCCUGGGUGAAUGAUGAUGGGUUGCCAGAGAAUGAGUAUCAACUAUCAGUGGCCGGAAAGUUACAGAAACACUUCAACACAGGCCCCAAGCCGAGCAACACCACAGCUGGAGUGUCUGUGAUAGCAACCACCGCUCUUGAUAAGGAGAGGCAGGUUUUCCGAAGAAGAUGCAACCAGGAUGUGAGGAGAGGCUACGUGGUACAAACCAAUGCACCAGAACACAACUCUGAAUCUGAAGAUUACUCACCAAGCUCUUCUGAGACUGUUCGCUCACCAAAUUCUCCCUUUUAAUGAAACCUGUUCUCGUCACCAAGCUCUAAUUGCUUAGUGCAAUUUUAUAAAUCAUUUCUUAAGAAAUAAUGAAUGUUUAGUUAGUCAAGCUAGGACAAUGUUGCACUGAUAUAUGAACAGUAUUGAUUCUAGCAUGGUUUAAUGGAAAAGCACAAGGCAUGUGAAGGUGUAGGUGAAUCCAGCUGCUUUGCAAUUCAGCCAUUGUCUGUAUUCUUAACCAUUUAGGCACUGUUUUCCUUGCAUCAUGAAACACAUUGACGUUCUCUGUCUUGACCAUCUCUCUGUAAAAAAAAAAUCAGUUUGUUAUGGUGCAAAAAUGCGACUGUCGUUCAAACAAUUCUGUAUCUCUGCAAAGGAGAAAUAUUUGCCAGUGUAUGAAUCCUGAAUUCUACAAUAUAAUCAGCAAGCAUUGCAUUUCCUUAAACAACUUUUAUCUUUCACUUGGUUUUCAAAUUAAGUUGUAGCAGUUAAAAAAAACAAUAUUGUAAAUCAUUGAUAAACAACUUGAUUAUUCCAAAAUCUAGUAUGGCGAAACUCUGCUUGAACAGUACUUUACACAGAGCAUAGAACGGUGAGAUAGGUGACUAGGAUCGUAUCUGUGCGUACCAUCAACAAUCACUGAACAGCAGUAUUGUAUGAUAUGACAAAACUGAAGUAAAGCUCCACAGUUUGAUAUUUAGUUCCUUAGAGAAGUACUAAAAUUUGUUAGAAUACUUGUAUCAACUGUGUAAAACGUCCUUGAAGAUGGAAUAAUUUCAUGUGGAUAAACUUUUACAAUCUUAAAUAAUUUCUUCUUUGUAUCAGACAACAUCUGAGGUCAAGAAGAUCUUUCCUACAGACUAUUUUGUAGAAAGUGGUGAAAGUUAACUCAUGUGAAAUGUCAUUGCUUUACAGUAGUCAUCAUGUGACUGUGUGGUGCAUACUACAAUAAAUAAACAAGCCAAAUCUGUGAAUAAAUGAUUUAUUAAUGACCAGGA